This is a messenger RNA of Perkinsus marinus ATCC 50983, 348 nucleotides long. RefSeq lists its product as hypothetical. The coding region runs from base 1 to 348 and encodes 115 amino acids. Lineage: Eukaryota; Perkinsozoa; Perkinsida; Perkinsidae. The transcript is spliced from 4 exons. The record is from RefSeq and is a predicted model, not a curated record.
AUGCUACCCGCACUUAAAUUCCCCCAAAGAAAUAUUGGCUUAUUCAAAGCCUCUGGGAAAUACACUCCGGUUUUACGUACUGCCGCUGAUCUCACGUGGAUUCAAAUCAAAGCCAACACAUGCGAUGUUGCUAUGGCUGAGCAAGGUCUCCCAAAACAGUCUGUCGCCAGUGUUAUUACAGCAGUCACUGGGGGGCAGUGCCCAGCUGAAUGUCUAUUCCAGUUGAAUUUACGAUGCAAAUUAUAUACGGUAUUUUUCUAUCUCAAUUUCCUGGUCGCCGGUUUGGUCGUUUUGGGUCCGCUCAUCUCAUUUCUGGCUUCGGUCAUGCCGUUGGUCGUGAAAGAGUAA